Molecule: messenger RNA, 3369 nt
Organism: Motacilla alba alba
Lineage: Eukaryota; Metazoa; Chordata; Aves; Passeriformes; Motacillidae
Gene: TESK1
Product: testis associated actin remodelling kinase 1
Exons: 10
Coding region: 326-2404 (692 amino acids)
Biological process (GO): protein phosphorylation; actin cytoskeleton organization; positive regulation of stress fiber assembly
Cellular component (GO): cytoplasm; nucleus
Molecular function (GO): protein serine/threonine kinase activity; ATP binding
Source: RefSeq, a predicted model, not a curated record
GCGCUGCCCGCCGGGGCGGGGCGGGGCGGUGGAGGGGGGGGGGUCUCCUGCCGGGCACGGCGGCGACGCCGGCGGGUCCCAAGGAGUUAAGGGCUGUCCCCGCCCCAGCCCCGCCCCGCCGGUGCCAGCGCUCGGGGCGGCGGAGGCGCAGCGCCGGGCCGCGGCAGGGGUCGGGGGGGCGCCGGCGCCGGGCCAUGAGCGCGGAGCGCCCCGGAGCGCCGCCCGCCCCGCGCCGCCGCCGCCGCCGCCGCCGCCGCUAGCAUCGCCCCGGGGGCCGGGAGAGCGGCGGCGCCCCGGCCGCGCGGCUGCCCCGGCGGGGAUGUGAAUGGCGCUGGGGGUGCUCGGCGGGACCGACAUGGAGUGGGAGAAGCUGCCGCGGCGGCCCGGGGAGGGCGAGGGGGAGGCGGCGGGGCCGUGGCCGGGCUGCGGGCGGCUGCGGCCCUCCUCGUACCGGGCGCUGCGCAGCGCCGUCUCCACCCUGGCGCGCAUCGACGACUUCUACUGCGAGAAGAUCGGGGCCGGCUUCUUCUCCGAGGUCUUCAAGGUGCGGCACCGCCAGUCGGGGCAGAUCAUGGUGCUGAAGAUGAACAAGCUGACCAGCAACCGGGGCAACAUGCUGCGGGAGGUGCAGCUGAUGAACCGCCUCUCGCACCCCAACAUCCUCAGGUUCAUGGGGGUGUGUGUGCACCAGGGACAGCUGCAUGCACUGACGGAGUACAUCAACGGUGGGAACCUGGAGCAGCUGCUGGACAGCCCUGUGCCCCUCUCCUGGUCCAUGCGUGUCAAGCUGGCCCUCGACAUCGCCCAUGGCCUACGCUACCUGCACUCCAAGGGCAUUUUCCACCGUGACCUCACCUCCAAGAACUGCCUGGUGCGCUGCGAGGCCAGUGGCUACACAGCUGUAGUGGGUGACUUCGGCUUGGCAGAAAAGAUCCCCACCUACAGUGAGGGCAGCGAGAAGGAGCCACUGGCUGUGGUGGGCUCCCCGUACUGGAUGGCACCCGAGGUGCUGCGUGGGGAGAUCUACAAUGAGAAGGCCGAUGUGUUUGCAUACGGCAUCAUCCUGUGUGAGACCAUCGCUCGUGUGCCAGCUGACCCCGACUACCUGCCCCGCACUGAGGAUUUUGGUCUGGACGUCACCACUUUCCGCACCAUGGUGGGAAUUGACUGCCCAGCGGCCUUCCUCCAGCUGGCUUUUCACUGCUGCAGUAUGGAGCCCACCUCCCGCCCCUCAUUCCUGGAAAUCACGCAGUGCCUGGAAAGCAUCCUGCAGCACCAGCUGGGCACCGAGGGUGCCAGGACCGCCCUGUUCGGCAUCGGGGAGAGUCUGCCUGCAUCUGGAACUGCAGCCACACUCAGUGGGGUGGCCAGGAGGUCAGCCAGCCACACUGAGCAGUCGCCCCUGCGUGAGCUGGGCACGCAGCACCUGCAGCCAGACCAGCGCCUGUCCCGCAGCCAGUCUGACAUGUUCCCUUCCAAGUCACCCACCCUGCUGUGGCCUCUGGAGCCUUACAGCGGGGCCAGGUCCAAGGAGACGUCCCCCCGUGUCAACCCAUUCUCCCAGCGUGAGGACCUGAAGGGGGGGAAGAUCAAGCUCUUUGAUACGCCGAGCAAGUCGGUCAUCUCGCUCACCUUCGACCUGCCGCCCCCCGCCCCGCUGCAGCUCAGCAACCCCGUGACGCCUGAGCCCGCCGUGGAGGUGCAGUGUGACUUCUCAGCACCCACCACCAGCCCCCGCAAGUGCCACUCUCUGCCCUCCUCUCCUGAGCUGCCCCACCGGGGAGGCCUCGAGCUGGGUAUGGGGUCCUCUCAUCCCACUGAUGACCCCCAGCCCCCUGCCCUCCUUCCUCCCCCAGCGUGGGGAGGAGCCUCCACUCCCAGCUCCAAGGCAGAGGAGCAGAUGGACUGCGGCCCUGACAGCUCUGAGCCGCCGCAGCCCACCCCGCUGCCCCUCAACAGCAACUUCAUCCGCACCGCGUCCUCGGGCACACGGGCCUGGCAGCCAGAUGUGCGGGCCCCCAACGGGCUCCUCAUCAACAACAACCACGUAAUGGUCAGCAAACCUCUGGCCUGGGGCAGUGGGCUGGAGCAUGGCUUCUCUGAGCUCAGCAUCUCCUGUGCAGCAGCGCUGGAGCGGACGGAGCGCUCGGCCAUGCUGCCGGGGCACAGCUCUGGUGCCAUGCUGGAGCAGGAUGAAGUGCUGCCCUGCCCUGGCUGCUGCCUGAGUCCCUUCAGCUUCAGCUUUGCCUCCAUCUGCCACCGGCCAGCGCCCAGCCCGCCCCGCUACCAGAACCUCAACUGCGAGGCCAAAAGCCUCAUCUGCCAUGAUCGGGGCCAACACCAGAAGGCCCCGGGGCCAGUGCUGGCUGAGCCCAGCCUGAAGCUGCCGGAGGCACAGUCCUAGUGAUGGGGACCCUGGGGAGUGGGGCUGAGUCCAGCUGCCCCUUGCACCCCUCUGCAGCCACAGCACUGGGCGGUGCGGGAGCCUGGCACAUCCCCACGGUCUGUCAUCACUCAGCACGUGGUGGCUGCCAGUGGCCAUGGUGCCAAGUGCUGUGGCUGCCGCGGCGCUGCCCAGGCACUCGGGCACCCACCACACCAGGAUCAGCCUUGGGGAUCUGCAGGGAACCCUGGAGGUGGGCUGGGUCUCUGCUGGGGACCAAAGUGCAAUAACACUGCUGCCCUGAGCACUGCCCCAAGCGGCAGGGCUGGUCCCCCGCGGGGGCCACGGGGCUCAAGCCCUGGAUCCAGGACCCCCUUUCCCCAAGGGCUCACCCCUCUGCAGGCUCUUGCGGAGGGGUAUGCAAUGAGCCUGCUACCUUGGGAGAACUGGGAGUUCCCUGCACCCAGGCGGGUGAGAGGGAUUGGGCUGGGGUGGAGAGGUCAGCGUGUGUAUGUGUGUUUUUGGGGAUCCUGGGGGGCUGGUGGGUGAACCCAGGUGUGUCCACAAGCGGGAGCACAGCCAGUCCCUGACAUGGGGAGAAGAGGGCAGGGGACCCUAGAGGGGCAAUGCCCAUGGGCAGUGCACGGGGAGGAUUGCCAGCACUGGGGUUGUCCCUGCCUGACUGAUGCUGAGGGUUGGGUGCUGAGUCAGCACAGCACCUCACAUCUCCCUGGCAUGCAGGUUUGGGAGCAGGAUGCUGGCAGAGGGGCCAGGAUGCCAUCCUGGCAUCAUGGGGAUGGGGCCAGUGGGCAGCACAGCUAGGCUGCCUGGCCCCCGACAAGGAUGGGAGCCGGCUUUCCUCCCUCCUGCACAAUGCACUGGUGAAUGCAGAACUCUUUGUGUUUUUUAUUAUUAUUAAUAAUAAUUGCUAGUAAUAUAUACCCAGCUUAUUUAAAGUGUUCAUUAAAAACUGAAUGUCCCAGCAA